UUCUGUUUUCUUUUUAGGAAGGAGGCACAGCUGGAUGAAGAAGGACAGUUUCUUGUCAGAAUAAUUUACGAUGAUUCUAAAACCUAUGAUCUGGUUGCAGCUGCAAGCAAGGUCCUUAAUCUAAAUGCUGGGGAAAUUCUUCAAAUGUUUGGGAAGAUGUUUUUUGUAUUUUGUCAAGAAUCUGGUUAUGAUACAAUUCUACGUGUCCUGGGCUCAAAUGUCAGAGAGUUUUUGCAGAACCUUGAUGCUUUGCAUGACCACCUUGCUACUAUUUACCCGGGUAUGCGAGCCCCUUCCUUUAGAUGCACUGAUGCGGAGAAGGGGAAGGGACUCAUUCUGCAUUACUAUUCGGAAAGAGAAGGUCUCCAGGAUAUUGUCAUUGGAAUCAUCAAAACAGUAGCUCAACAGAUCCACGGUACAGAAAUAGAUAUGAAGGUUAUUCAACAGAGAAAUGAGGAAUGUGACCACAUUCAGUUUUUAAUUGAAGAGAAAGAGUCUAAAGAAGAGGACUACUAUGAAGAUCUUGACAGAUUUGAAGAAAAUGGUACCCAAGAGUCUCGCAUCAGUCCCUAUACUUUCUGCAAGGCCUUUCCUUUCCACAUAAUAUUUGACAGAGAUCUGGUGGUCACGCAGUGUGGCAAUGCUAUAUACAGAGUCCUUCCACAGCUGCAGCCAGGAAAUUGCAGUCUGUUGUCAGUUUUCUCCUUGGUCCGGCCUCAUAUUGAUAUUAGUUUCCAUGGGAUCCUCUCACAUAUCAAUACAGUCUUUGUACUGAGGACCAAGGAGGGGCUGCUGGACGUGGAAAAGCUGGAGUGUGAAGAUGAACUGACUGGCACAGAAAUCAGUUGCUUACGCCUGAAAGGACAAAUGAUCUACUUGCCUGAAGCAGACAGCAUUCUCUUUCUUUGUUCGCCAAGUGUGAUGAACUUGGAUGAUUUAACCAGAAGAGGUUUAUAUCUGAGUGAUAUUCCAUUGCAUGAUGCUACCCGUGAUCUGGUUCUUUUGGGAGAGCAGUUCAGAGAGGAAUAUAAACUGACUCAAGAGCUUGAGAUCCUCACUGACAGACUGCAGCACACACUGCGUGCACUGGAAGAUGAAAAGAAAAAGACAGACACAUUACUCUACUCUGUUCUACCACCAUCAGUGGCAAAUGAGCUGAGACACAAGCGUCCUGUUCCAGCUAAGCGGUAUGACAAUGUGACCAUUCUUUUCAGUGGCAUUGUUGGAUUCAAUGCCUUCUGUAGUAAACAUGCCUCUGGAGAGGGAGCCAUGAAGAUUGUCAAUCUUUUAAAUGAUCUUUACACGAGAUUUGAUAUUCUGACUGAUUCACGAAGGAAUCCAUUUGUUUAUAAGGUGGAAACAGUUGGGGACAAGUACAUGACAGUGAGUGGUCUACCAGAGCCUUGCAUUCAUCAUGCACGAUCUAUCUGCCACCUGGCAUUGGAUAUGAUGGAAAUAGCAGGCCAAGUUCAAGUAGAUGGUGAGCCUGUACAGAUAACAAUAGGAAUCCAUACUGGUGAGGUAGUCACAGGUGUCAUAGGCCAAAGGAUGCCACGUUACUGUCUCUUUGGAAAUACUGUCAAUCUAACAAGCAGAACAGAAACUACUGGACAAAAGGGAAAGAUCAAUGUCUCUGAAUAUACUUACAGGUGUCUUAUGACACCAGAAAAUUCAGAUCCUCAGUUCCAUCUGGAGUACAGGGGUCCAGUUUCUAUGAAGGGUAAAAAAGAGCCAAUGCAGGUUUGGUUUUUGUCCAGAAAGAGUACAGAGACAGAGGAAACAAAGCAAGAUGCUUUCUGAGCUGAGGGAAGAGGAAGAGGACGCUGGAUAGGGUGCAAUACUGUCUCCAAAUAGGGUGCCAGGCAGUAAGGUUGAGUUAUGAAUGUUAUUUCACAUCAUAGCUCCCAUUCCCAUCUGCAGUACCACUGUCUCUUGCCCUACUCUUGAAAUCAUACUCACCAUUUUUCCCAGGCUCGCUUGCUAUUUUUUUUUCCUUAAUGUUUGGUAUUGUUAUAUCUCUGCUAUGAGCAUGUAUUUCAAGCUUUCCUUUUUUGAUAUGCAUUUUUGCACAUCAGUCAUGUGGCCCUUCCUACCACCAAGAUAAUAUUGAAUAAAAUUUUGUAAUAUGCACGCCACAACUAACCACUUCAAUCUGACACUUUACAUCUUCAUCUUCAUCUCUGAAGUACAGUGGUUACAUGAAUCAGUGACAUUUCUGGAAAGAUAGGUAUCUCAGUUGUUGGGCAGAACAAUGAACUUAAAGAACUAUUUUUAAAAAUAAUACCUAAAGCAGCAUUAUGAAAAUUAUUGUGUAAAUGUUGCUUAUCAGAUUUAGUUUUGCUAUUACUGUGCUUCCCAUUCAUUUUGUGAAUAACACUUGAUGCCCUGUAAAUUCC
This is a messenger RNA of Pelecanus crispus (Dalmatian pelican), 2396 nucleotides long. The record is from RefSeq and is a predicted model, not a curated record. Lineage: Eukaryota; Metazoa; Chordata; Aves; Pelecaniformes; Pelecanidae.